GUUCCGCGUGCUAUUGUGAAUGUGCUGAAACGCCAAUCAGGAGUUGCAGGUGGACGAUUCAUUUGCACAUUGUUUGGAAAAAAACACGUUUUUAUAUUUCGGCCUUUAUUUUUAAGAUAUUUCCCAGUUUUACAACAAGCUUGUGACUUUUGAAAAUGCUGCGGUUCUUCAUACUGCUUGCAUGGCUUUGUGAAGUGUGGGCAGGACCUUUGGAAACACAUAAAAGAGCUGCUGAGAUCCAAUCUGAUGAAGGAUAUAUCAACUCGCGGAGUUUAAAUCCCAAUGUUUUAAACCAUCCUGAAACAGUUAUGGAUUUGUCGGAUGAUGAUACUCUUGAGGGUGAUAUCUUAAGAUCUAAAGACAGGAACGCAGUGAGUGCCUUGUGGCCAGAAGUGGAUGGAGCUAUGUCAGUGCCGUAUGAAAUACAUUUUGAUCUUGAGAACAGGACUCCUCAAAUCACCGAAGCUUUAAAAAUGAUCAGUAAUAGGACCUGCAUCAAAUUUCAUCCGCACAGAAAUGAAACCGACUACUUAAUCUUUCAGUAUGGCCAAGGGUGUGCAUCUUAUGUGGGCUGUUUAGGGGGUGAACAGAUGAUCCUGGUUGGGCCGCAGUGUAAGGUUGGAAAUAUCUGCCACGAGGUCCUUCAUUCCCUCGGCCUGUACCAUGAGCAUUCGCGGCAUGAUCGUGAAAAAUACAUCACUAUACUGUUUGAAAACGUUGUUUCUGGAAAGGAGGAAGAUUUUAAGGUGAAAGAGGGAAACACCCUUGGCAUUAACUAUGACGUGGGAUCUAUUUUGCAUUAUGGAAGCAAUUAUUUCUCACGCAACGGCAAACCCACAAUUGUACCCAAAGAUGGCGCUGUGAAGAUCGGCCAGAGGACUCAUCUGAGUGAGCUGGAUGUGGCGAGACUCCGGAAGCUGUACCACUGCGACCGGAGAGAAAAUAAAGUUUAAACCUCACAUGAAACAUCUUGGAUGUUUUUUGAUGACAAAAGAAUUCAGGAUGAUGACAAAUAAAGGUUUGAAUGUUAAACGGACAAAAA
Molecule: messenger RNA, 1042 nt
Organism: Misgurnus anguillicaudatus (oriental weatherfish)
Lineage: Eukaryota; Metazoa; Chordata; Actinopteri; Cypriniformes; Cobitidae
Product: astacin-like metalloendopeptidase
Biological process (GO): proteolysis
Molecular function (GO): zinc ion binding; metalloendopeptidase activity
Source: RefSeq, a predicted model, not a curated record